UUUAGUGAUUCCAGCUCCACUGAAGGCCGUCUUCCAUUCUCCGUCCCAUCCACCAGCUGUUUCUUCUUGGCCUGUGGGCCACACAGUAUGAGGCAGCUACCAUGGGCUUUAAGGAAAACUUCUCGGAGAUUGAUCCUGUCACUUUGAACCUCUGCAUCCUUAUCGCCAGCUAUGUUAUCUUGCUUCUGGUGUUCCUGAUAUCUUGUAUAAUGUAUGACUGCCGGGGCAAGGAUCCAACCAAGGAGUACGCGCCGGACCCUGUGCCUACCCAAUCCCCCAUCAGACUGGUGGUAAUGCAGCAGACCACCCCUUCUCCACAACAUCAACGCUGGGACCAGACCAAUAUGGUCACCUCAUAUGAGCCUCAGCCCAGUCCAGACUUCAGGGAGAAGAAGAGCACCAUGGUCUAGAUUCUAGAAGGACUACUGCGGUGCUGAAUAACUCAGUCCACCACCUAUUGGAAUAAUCGCAGCGGGAUAAACUUUUGUACAUAUAUGUUUUUUUAAAUCUGUUUCCACAUUUAUUUUUUAGACUGUAUUUUUCCCUGGUGGCCAGGACAAUGCUAGGAUUGGACCUGCAGAAGACCAGUCUGAGACGGUAUAUGAGACGCUAGAGAGGGUCUGUCUUUUGUUAUGUUGUCCUAAUGCUGAAAGGGGAGAAGGCAUCCACAAUGCAGACCUCAUGAGGACUCGCAGGUUCAUGAACAGGCGGGCCUCUGCUAACUGCCGCUACCAGCCCACCUGUUAUGAGCAUGCUGCAAACUGCUAUACUCACGCGCUACUCAUCGUACCAGCCAUUGUGGGCAUGGCCCUGCUGCACCGGCUCUCAGAUGACCGCUGGGAGAAGAUCACAGCCUGGGUGUACGGCAUGGGCCUGUGUGCCCUCUUCCUGGUCUCCACAGUGUUCCACAUCAUCACCUGGAAGAAGAGCCACAUGAGGUCUGUGGAGCACUGCUUUCAUAUGUGUGAUAGAGUGGUCAUCUAUUUCUUCAUCGCUGCCUCCUACACACCAUGGUUGAAUCUUCGUGAGCUUGGCCCACUCGCAGUUCACAUGCGUUGGUUUAUAUGGCUAAUGGCUGCUGCAGGAACAAUAUACGUCUUCAACUACCACGAAAAGUAUAAAGUUGUUGAGCUCGCCUUCUAUUUGACUAUGGGUUUUUUCCCUGCGUUGGUUGUGACAUCAAUGAACAACACGGAUGGACUGUACGAGUUGGCCUGUGGGGGACUCAUCUAUUGCCUGGGCGUGAUCUUCUUCAAGUCGGACGGGGUCAUCCCGUUUGCCCAUGCCAUCUGGCACGUGUUUGUGGCGCUGGCUGCAGCCGUGCACUACUACGCUAUCUGGAAGUACCUCUACAGGAGUCCCCCUGCUAAUACUAUUCGGGAUGCCUGACCCCCACCGCGUCAAGUAGGCUAACUGAAAACACAGUGCCCUCCAGUGCCUCUCGACAUGGGCACCAGCAAAUAAAGACUCCCACAACUGCCCACCGAGGAUGCAACCACAGCUGGAAGGUUUACUGUUUCCAGGUAGGGAACAGUUUUUCUUUGACUGGACACACUGAACAAAGGUUACUUGUAAUUCUGUUUUUGUACAACUAUUAUUCAGUUGGAACCCCCAAACAACUAAAAUGAUCAACUUUUGACUUCCAUUUGGAAAUUGUUCUCAUCUUCUACACAUAAUGAUACUUUGGGCUGUAUUGAUAUCAGUGUUUUGUAUCACUUCAAAGUCGGUCACAUUCCAUACUUACUAUCAUGUGUCAUUUGUAGUGAUUUUGUCAGUCAUCUUAUUGAUUGGAAAGCAGAUGGGAAGGACAUUCAAUUGACUUGGUUAUUUUCACUCUGAGGUAAAUGUGCACAGGACACAUUGGACACAAAAUGUCUGAAUCAGUAUUUAUCAGAAUCUAAGUGCAGUCUUAUUUUUCUGAAGCACUUUUGUAUGAUAAGAACCACAAAGAACCAUUGGAUAUGAUGUUUAAUAAGUACUCUGAUUUGUGUAAUUGUAUUCUUUCUCACAAAUAUGGAGCCUUCAGAAGGUGAGUAUUUCAGUUGGUAUAGCUUUUAAAAAAGGGUCUCUGUGAUUGGACUGAACUUCCAGAAGGAUACAGUAUCUACAGUACAUCUGAGAUGUCCUGUACUUCUGCACAAAUUAUCACUGCUGCCACUUUUAUGGUAUAGUAAAUAGUUCCAUUAUAUCACACACUUCCUGAUUUUAAAAACUCUCCUCACAUCUUAAAUUACCCUUCUGUUCUUUGUAUUAAUUUUCACCUGUUAUGUGUUUUUGGAUCUUCAAUGGAACUGCAUUCCCUACCUUUCUUUUGAGGAGUAUUUGCCAUUUCAGUUGAGAAACUAUGAAGACCAGUAUCAUUAUACUAUGAAGUUGAAUUGAUUGAGAAACGUGUCAUGUACAACCAACCCUAUAAUGAUUUUUAAUGGUUGGUAGAUUUAUCCAUUUUUAGCUUUCUCACUUGUUUCUCAAAUUGCCAGAGACAGUUUUUGGAACAGGUGUUCACAAAUUUUCCUUGCGUAAAACACUGUACAGCCCUUGGUGAGCAUGCCUUUGUUUUUCCCCUCCCUGACAUUUUGUUAGCUAUGCUGAGUGGAGAAAUCAGAUGAUUUUGUUAUGGAUUGUAGCCAUUCUGAAAUGUCUUGCUCCCUUUACCACAAUGUUUUGUAAUAUUUGUAUAUUCUGUUUUGGCACAUGAUCCCAUUCUGGCCUUUUUUAGGGAACACAUCUGCUCGUUAACUCUCUACUUUAUCCAUUGGGUGUAUUGGUGCUGUACAUAUAGAAAACAAUGUUCACUCUGUAACAAAUAGGUUACUAAUGUGUCGAUGAAAAAUAAAUGCCCUCAACAUCG
Molecule: messenger RNA, 2851 nt
Organism: Salmo salar (Atlantic salmon)
Lineage: Eukaryota; Metazoa; Chordata; Actinopteri; Salmoniformes; Salmonidae
Source: RefSeq, a predicted model, not a curated record